AUGGAUGCCAAGUAUGUCUUAUGCAAUUGGCAAGACCAAUUGUGGCCAGCAAAAGUUUUGUCCAGAUCUGAGGCUUCAUCAGACAGUAAGAGAAAAAAGACAUUUUCCCUAGAAGUUCAGAUACUCUCACUAGAUGAAACAAUUAAAGUGGAAAGCACAGAAACAAAGAUCCUCAGUAAAUCUCAAGUUGAAGCUAUUGCCUCCUCACUAGCAGCACAGUCAGAGGUCAGUGACCCACCUAGAGAGGAAACAGCCUAUGCAAGGUCACUAAAAACGGCAUUGGAUAUUCUGAAUGAGAGAACAAAUUUGAUUCAAGCAAGCAGUUCAGAUGAGGGAGAGACCACGACACUGUCUCAAAAUGUACCACAAAAGCUUUCUGAUUCAACCCCUCGUAAAAAGUAUCGGAAGCACGAAGGAGACUUAUCAAAGUGUCUUGAGGAAAAUGAAAAUUCAACAUCCCUGUUAGUAUCUUCAGAGAGUGAUGAUUCCCUGUAUGAUGAUAAAUCACGGGUGCAUGCAGUCAUUGUUACUAUUCCAAGUGAAAUGGAAACAAAGUCAUCACAAAACUUCAGCUGGAUCCCCACUUUCCCUUCACUUUCAGAAGAUGAGGAUGAAAAGGAGAGCAAGAAAAAGAUUGACAUCUCAACAAUUAUGCCUUUGCAUUCCACAAUUAAGGAGGAGGAUGUAUAUGUUAAAGAUGAAAAGUUCACUCCAACUUUACUGUCAGAUAGCUUCACUGUGCCCAAAGCUUUGAAAGAGGAGGCACAGGACAUCUGCCCAGAGGCCCUGGCUAUUUCCUCUGAAGGCCCUACCUUCUCAGAGAAUAGUGAAGAUCCUGGAGAGGGUCCCUCCAAUCCAUGCUCAGAUACCAGCCAGAAUCAACCUACUUUGGAAUCAGAGAUGGGUGCUGUGGCAUCCCCUAGGCCUUCUUCAUGGGAACACCAGGUUUCCUUUAGUGCCUCUAACCAUGCCAUGGAUUAUUCACUCCUUGUGAAUAAUGAAAGAAAUCUUCAGAGACUGGAUUUUGAGGAACUUGGGGAAGAACUUCAAGCUUCUGACAAGUCAGUUCAUCUAAAUUCUAUUGAUGCUUCCAUAUUAGAUGACAAUGAGGAAGAUGAAGAACUUCCACGUUUCCUUUUUCAUUAUGAGCCACGUUCAUUUGAAACAGGAAUGAUAGUCUGGUUUAAAUAUCAAAAAUAUCCAUUUUGGCCAGCAGUGGUAAAAAGCAUCAGGCAAAAAGAGAGAAAAGCAAGUGUGCUUUUUGUUGAGGCAAAUAUGAAUCCUGAAAAGAGAGGCAUUAGAGUGCCUUUUAGAAGAUUAAAGAAAUUUGACUGCAAAGAGAAACAAGCACUAGUGGAUAAAGCCAGGGAGGACUACAGUGAAAGUAUUGACUGGUGCAUCUCGCUGAUUUGUGAUUACAGAGUUAGAAUAGGUUGUGGUUCUUUUGCAGGCUCUUUCCUUGAGUAUUAUGCUGCUGACAUUAGUUAUCCACUUAGGAAAGUAAUCAAACAGGAUACCCUCAGGAACUUAUUUCCAAAGCUGCAAAAUGAAAAUCCUGUGGAAUCAAUGAUUGUGACUUCCCAGACCAAGAAAAUGUCCUUCCAGAAAAUUCUUCCAGACCGAAUGAAGUCUGCUCGGGACCGAGCCAACAAGAACCUAGUGGACUUCAUUGUGAAUGCAAAGGGAACAGAGAGCCAUCUUUUAGCCAUUUUAAAAGGCACGAAAGGGUCCAGGUGGCUGAAAUCAUUUUUGAAUGCAAAUAGGUUCACACCCUGUAUUGAAACAUACUUUGAGGAUGAAGAUCAGUUGGAUGAGGUGGUGAAAUAUUUACAAGAAAUCUACAAACAAAUAGAUGACAAAAUGCUGACUCUGAUAAGAGAUAAAGUUAAAUUUAUCCUGGAAGUUCUUCUGCCGGAAGCAAUCAUUUGUUCAAUUUCUGCUGUUGAUGGAUUAGAUUACAAGGCAGCGGAAGCAAAGUAUCUAAAAGGGCCAUCUCUAGGAUACAGGGAAAGAGAAUUAUUUGAUGCAAAAAUCAUAUUCGAAAAGAGACGGAAACCAUUAACAAAUGAAGCUCAUUAA
Mesoplodon densirostris (Blainville's beaked whale) is the source of this 2079-nucleotide messenger RNA. RefSeq names its product PWWP domain containing 3B (gene PWWP3B). The record is from RefSeq and is a predicted model, not a curated record. The transcript has a single exon. NCBI's taxonomy places the organism in Eukaryota, Metazoa, Chordata, Mammalia, Artiodactyla, Ziphiidae. The coding region runs from base 1 to 2079 and encodes 692 amino acids.